Molecule: messenger RNA, 1748 nt
Organism: Hordeum vulgare subsp. vulgare (domesticated barley)
Lineage: Eukaryota; Viridiplantae; Streptophyta; Magnoliopsida; Poales; Poaceae
Exons: 13
Coding region: 350-1408 (352 amino acids)
Cellular component (GO): SAGA complex
Source: RefSeq, a predicted model, not a curated record
GCUCGCUUCGCCUUCGUUCGCCUAUUCCCCUUCCCCUCGCCGCCGGCGAUCGCCGGGAUCCUCCGCCGAGCGUAGGAGAUCUCUCCACGCCACCUAGCCGCUUCUCCUGCGUCUUCCUCCGCCUCUGCCUCACUUUUUUCGCGCUCUUGUAGUCGCGGAAUUUGGCAUGUGACAAGUGGGUUUGCGCGGGGAAGGAGGCGCCCGCCGGCGAACAGUCCUGCCGGCGGAGACGCCUGCGGCGCAAGAGAGCCGCCGAUUGACACCGAGAUUUCCCCCCUAAUUUUGCCUGCAUUUUUUUGAGGACUCGGCGUCCUCAAGGAAUUCGGCUAUUGCAGGUUGCUAUUACAAAAUGGUCUGCAUGGCUGGACAUUUUAAAAUGGCUUCUGUGCUGAAGCUAAUGAUGGAAAAUCAUGCCACACCUGAUGAGGUGAUUAAUGAGAAGAGUGCUUCACAUAUCCUACAGAAGCAACUUCUUAGCGCACAUGAACCAAAUUUGCUUGAUGAAGAUGAUAUGCAUAUAUUUGGAUCAAAACCUAUGGCUGAUCCAUUGGACCUGGUCCACUGUGAUACAUGCCAGAAGCCUGUUAAGGCCAGCCAUUAUGCACCUCAUGCAGAGCGAUGUACCUCAGGGAAGGUGAACCCAAAUGAUUUGAUGGGUGUAGAAGACGAUGUUCAUCCUAUGAAGCCUCCAAAGAAGGGCAGGAAAAUAAAGCUGACGAGCAAUGGAAAUCAAAAGGUACAUAUAAAAGUGAAAUUAAAGUCUCAGCCUGAAAAUAGGAACAUCGUCAAUGACUUUGAGUUGACCAACGGAAAUGAGAGCAAACCUUCAAAUUCUAUUGCUGAUCAAAGGUUAAAAACAUCUGUCGAUAAUUCAUCUGCCAUCAAUGCUCCUGAAAGGCAUUUUAGAGAUGUGCCAGCUCCUCUUGCUACAAAAAUGUAUCAUCCACGGGGAAACUACCGGCUUCGAUUGGAGCUUGCUCAGCUUUACCGUGACUCAUGCGUGGAGCAGUCACACGGCUAUGCAAGUAAUACAACUCCAACCUCGUCACAGAAUAAUGGGUUGGUACCAUGUGAUAAUUCAACAUUACAUGGUUGUCAUGAUUCGGCAUUACAUGGUUCUGAUAAUUCAGUAUUACAUGGUGCUCGGAAGAGCAGCAUUCCUCCAAAAAAGCUUCUGGAUCAGCUGCUUGCGAGCACAUCAGGGUUGUGCUCAGGAAUCUCUCCACAAUUAUCAUCAAGCGGACCAAGCCGUCUGCAGGCAACAAAAUUUCAGAAAGCAGACACUCCAGUAUCUGCAGUUAGAAAUGAAUUGGGAAGAAGCAGGUGCAACAAAGCGGCAGUCCCGUCUUCAAAAACCACAGGCAAAAAGAAGACGCAGAAGCAAUCUAACGCGCUACCUGCAAUCUAAGUCCUCAGUAGAGUAGCCCAUUGAUUGGUUGUUCAUUGCUAUAGCAACUUCAUUUGUGAAAGUAAUAUCUCAUUUUGUUCAUUUAAUAUAAAAUUUGUUCUAGUUGAAUGACUUUCGGACCAGACGAUCUGAAUACAAGGUCAUUUUGGCUCGUUGACUCUUGGUAGAAGCUAACCACAACUCCGUAGUUCCGGCCCUGGUGAUGGGACUAAGUGUAGAUAACGUAUCGGCAAAGUCCUUAUGUUUAUGUGCUCCCCUUAUUACAAAUGACAUGAUGAAUGUUCUCCAAACCAGCAGUAUAAGUUUCCUGUAGUUAUAAUAUCAUUGGUUGCUUCUUUUA